Messenger RNA from Engraulis encrasicolus (European anchovy), 1189 nucleotides. RefSeq lists its product as uncharacterized. The transcript has 7 exons. The record is from RefSeq and is a predicted model, not a curated record. NCBI's taxonomy places the organism in Eukaryota, Metazoa, Chordata, Actinopteri, Clupeiformes, Engraulidae. Bases 1 to 636 code for a protein of 211 amino acids.
AUGUUUGAAGCUCUACAUUCACCGUCCGACUCCAAGUGUACCUGUAGCUGUGAUAUUCAGUCUGAUGGCAAUUCAACCUUCGCCUACUCAAUCCCUGACUACUGUGAAGGUGACAUUCUAAUUCAGGGGAUCAUUUCAGGUGAAGUAGGCCUACAUGGGAGCAAGGAGAAACCUAUUCCACCAGUGACUGCGGUCUCAACUGAGAGCUUCACCAUAAACCACGACACGAGUCUAACACCUCCACCUGUUGAACUUGAACUGCACUGCACACAACCCAAUUCUGGCACAACCACCACAAUACCAAUACAUUGCACCUGGGAUGCCUGCAUCAACUCCGCGAAGAAUCACAGCCCCAUGGUAGAGCCUCCCACUGCUGAGCACAGCUUACCCAGGACCCCAGACAGCAGCCCCCAUUAUCGAGUAGGCCUAGUUGUCAGUGCUACUGGUGUUGUCGUCAUUGUGCUCAUUUGGAUUGCCGUGCAUCGGCGUAAUUCCAUGGAGAAGAAGAAGGAGGAUGUGGAGUGUCCUCUGAGGGAAUCCAGCUCCGAGACGUCGUCAUCAAGCUCCAGUCAACAGCUUCCAGGCCCCCAGGAUCCCACUCCCAUCACGGGCCACGAUGACCACGGAGGAACCUGAGAAGUCACCAUAAAUAAUGGAGAAACACAAGAAGUGGUUGUUAAUCAUGACUUGAACUAUCUGAGCGUUGAUCUGGCCAAGUUGCAACUUCACUUAUCAGAGCACGAGAAUAUCCUGUGUCCAUGGGUGCCUCUGUAUUGCACUGAUUUAAGGCAUAUUGGUUGGACUGACUCGAUAGUGUCAUUUUGCACAGUGUCACAGAGCAUAUUGUAUUACUGUACUGUUACAAACCGAGAAGAAGGUGCCGUCUGAGCCUCUUUAUUUCCCAGGCACAUCAGGGGAUAGCCACAUGGAUUGAUGUAUACUGAUGAUGAGAUACAUGUGAUAAGUGCCUUCCACAUUUCUUUCCUUUCUCUCCUGAGUCCUCUUCUAUUCAUCAGCUUUCCCACUUCACAUAUUGUUACAGUACAAUUCCAUGUAUGUAUUUACUUUUACUUAUUUUCAAUUGUUUUUUUAUCUGAUGUCUAUGUUUUUAUUUAUGUUAUUUAUUUUCAUGAUCAUGUGUUGUUUUGUUCUUUCUUCUCUUUCUAUGUUGGAAUGUACUUGGAAUGUU